Molecule: messenger RNA, 334 nt
Organism: Alternaria ventricosa
Lineage: Eukaryota; Fungi; Ascomycota; Dothideomycetes; Pleosporales; Pleosporaceae
Exons: 2
Source: RefSeq, a predicted model, not a curated record
AUGGCACCCAUCUUCAAGCUCCUCGCUCUUCUAAACCUCUCCCUACACGUAGCAGCCCAAGGCACCCAAUUCAUCACCGGCGAAUGUGCAUCAGAUGCUGAGUGCGCCUCCGCGUGCUGCGGCUUCACAUCCGGGAAAUGCGCCGCACCCUUCGUAGCCAACGAACGAGGUGAAGGCUGCGGCUUUGGCGACGCACAGCCAAACAACAAUGCUCUGAAUGGCGCAGGUGGAAACGCCAGUGCGGAUGCACAACCAGACGAUGCUGCUCCCGCUCCCGCUCCUGCCGCCCCUCCUGCGGAGAGUAACACUGGAGCUGCGGCUCCGGCAGCAGCAG